Salmo salar (Atlantic salmon) is the source of this 1822-nucleotide messenger RNA. Its product is annotated as 4-hydroxyphenylpyruvate dioxygenase. Gene Ontology annotation, molecular function: 4-hydroxyphenylpyruvate dioxygenase activity. NCBI's taxonomy places the organism in Eukaryota, Metazoa, Chordata, Actinopteri, Salmoniformes, Salmonidae. The record is from RefSeq and is a predicted model, not a curated record. Gene Ontology annotation, cellular component: Golgi membrane; endoplasmic reticulum membrane. Gene Ontology annotation, biological process: L-tyrosine catabolic process.
UGAACCUCCUCUCGAGACUAAAUACAAACACAUGGCCUGACUGUUGAAAUGGUUGGGAGUGCAUUAUGUCUGUGUCUUUGCAUUUCAGUUUGAAAUAUAACAUAAGAAUUUGGGUGUUUGAGUAGAGAAGUUCGAACUUGAUUCUGAACGUUUAAACACUCAACUUUAUUGUACUGAUUUUCUUUUCAAGCAGUUGAAAGGCUAAGGGUACAAGAUGACUACCUACAUGGACAGAGGUGAAAAGCACGACCACGGCAAGUUCGUCUGUUUCGACCACAUCACAUUCUGGGUUGGAAAUGCCAAACAGUGUUUUUUCUUCCUGUUUCAACAGGCAGCAUCUUACUAUUGUAACAAGCUUGGAUUUGAACCGUUGGCCUACCAGGGUUUAGAGACAGGCUGCCGUGAUGUGGUGUCCCAUGUGGUCAAACAAGACAAGAUUAUUUAUGUAUUCGCAUCUGCCCUCAAUCCUGCAAACAAAGAAAUGGGGGAGCAUUUGGUCAAACAUGGGGAUGGAGCCAAGGAUAUUGCAUUCACUGUGGAGAACUGUGAUUACCUUGUGCAGAAAGCCAGAGAGCGUGGUGCCAUCAUAGUGAAAGAGCCGUAUGUACUGGAGGACAAAUAUGGCAGGGUAAAACUAGCUGUUCUUCAGACGUAUGGGGACACCACACACACAUUUGUGGAGAGGACUGCCUACAAUGGGCUGUUCCUCCCAGGGUUCCAUACUCCUCUCCACCGGGACCCCUUGUUGGCCAAGCUACCCAGUGGAUUACUGAACUUCAUUGACCAUGUUGUGGGGAACCAGCCGGAUGAUGAGAUGGUGCCUGUAGUGGAAUGGUACCAGAAAAACCUGCUCUUCCACCGGUUCUGGUCAGUAGACGACAAGCAGCUGCAGACAGACUUCAGUGCACUACGCUCCAUUGUUGUGGCCAAUUAUGAAGAGACAGUGAAGAUGCCCAUUAAUGAGCCAGCCAUGGGUAAACGCAAGUCCCAGAUCCAGGAGUAUGUGGAGUACUAUGGUGGCCCAGGUGUCCAGCACAUCGCCAUGAACACAUCAGACAUCAUCACCGCAAUCCGUAACCUGAAGGAGCGUGGCAUGGAGUUUAUGUGUGUGCCAGACACCUACUACCAGCUGCUGAGAAAGAAUCUCCAACAAUCGCAAGUCAGGGUCACUGAGGACCUGGACAUUCUGGAGGAGCUGAAGAUCUUAGUGGAUUUUGAUGACAACGGCUACCUGCUCCAGAUCUUCACCAAGCCUGUUCAGGACCGUCCCACAGUGUUCCUGGAGGUCAUUCAGAGACACAACCAUCAGGGCUUUGGUGCAGGCAACUUCAAGGCUCUUUUCGAGGCCAUCGAGGCAGACCAGAACGCUAGAGGGAACUUGACUAUCCUGACCCCUAAUGGCGUGUCUAACCAAAUUUGAUGUACCUCUCUGAUUUACACGAUUGAUAUAAUGUCUAUUAUCUCUGAAGCUUACAUUUAAUUUAGAAAUAUUGAAAAUAAUUUGUUCAACAAUUUAUAUCUGAGGUGAACCAGAAUCUAGUUGAAUGACUUUGAUGGAUAAAUUGCUGCUCUAUGCACACACUAUUCAAAUUUAAAUUAUGAUUGACAUGCCUUCUGGAGUCAAAGGUAGGAAUGAUUGUUAAUUAUUCAAAUAAUAUAGUGACGCUAAAAUAACAUAAAAAAUAUAUUUUACUUGAUGCCAAUUUUAAAUACAGUGAUUUCAGAAAGUAUUCAUACCCCUUGACUUAUUCCACAUUUUGUUGUGUUACAGCCUGAAUUCAAAAUGGAUUAAAUAAAGAAAAAAUUGUCACCCGGCUACAAA